Messenger RNA from Helianthus annuus (common sunflower), 1595 nucleotides. RefSeq names its product UDP-glycosyltransferase 76B1. Gene Ontology annotation, molecular function: UDP-glycosyltransferase activity. The record is from RefSeq and is a predicted model, not a curated record. The coding region runs from base 4 to 1386 and encodes 460 amino acids. NCBI's taxonomy places the organism in Eukaryota, Viridiplantae, Streptophyta, Magnoliopsida, Asterales, Asteraceae. The transcript is spliced from 2 exons.
AACAUGGAGACCGAUGGAGAAAACACCACUAUCCGGUCACCGGAGUCUCGCCGGAGAAUCGUAUUAUUCCCCCUACCUUUCCAAGGUCAUAUCAAUCCCAUGUUUCAGCUUGCAAACAUUCUUCACACCCGCGGUUUUCAAAUAACCAUCAUACACUGCCAAUACAACUCUCCAAAUCAUUCAAGCUAUCCUCACUUCAGCUUUAGGUCCAUCAACGACCACUUUUCCAAGGUCGUACACAUGUUGCCGACUAAUCGAGAUAUCAGCUUUUACCUAAAGUACCUUAAUAGAAGUUGUGCAGAUCCGUUUAGGGACUGUCUGACUGAGUUGUUGGAUGAGGAACCAGUUUCUUGUUUGAUCGUGGAUUCCACGUUUUACUUCACUCAAGCGGUGGCGGAUGACCUGAAACUACCUCGGAUGGUGCUCCGAACCACCAGUCUUGGUUGCACCAUUGCUUUUAGCGUUCUACCCUUCUUGUCCAAGGAGGGUUGCUUUAACCUUACAAAACAAGAUCAAGAUUGUGAGGCGUUGGUGCCAGAAUAUCCACUAAUGAAAGUAAAAGACGUGUUGAAGAUAGCGAUUAACCCACAAGGUUAUGGAGAUUAUAUCAGCAACAUGCUUAAACAAAUGACAAUAUCAUGUGGGCUCAUUUGGAAUACCUUCAAAGAGCUUGAAGAACCUGAACUAGAAACAAUUAACAAAGGUUUUCCGGUUCCUAGCUUCACUUUAGGCCCGUUCUACAAGUACUUCCCGGCAUCUUCAAGCAGCUUAAUCAAACAAGAUCGAACUGUUCUUUCAUGGCUAGACAAACAACCUCCCAAGUCUAUGAUAUAUGUAUGUUUUGGGAGUGUUGCACGUAUUAAGGAUUUUGAGUUUCAAGAAGUGGCAUAUGGGUUGGAAAAUACGAGUUCACCAUUCUUGUGGGUGGUUCGACCAGGGACUGUUCUUGGUUUAGAAUGGAUCGAGUCAUUGCCUGAAAAGUUCAUAGAAAGAGUGGGUGACAAGGGACUUGUAGUGAAAUGGUGUCCUCAACCAGAAGUACUAGCUCAUCCGGCAACAGGGUGUUUUUGGACUCAUAGCGGAUGGAAUUCAACAUUGGAAAGCAUUUGUGAAGGCGUCCCCAUGAUUUGUUCGCCUUGUUUCACCGACCAACCAAUAAUUGCAAGAUACGUGAGUGACAUUUGGAAGAUCGGUAUCUUUCUGGAGGAUGGAUUUGAGAGGGUGAGAAUUGAGAUGGCAAUCAAAAAGAUAAUUAUAGGUAAAGAAGGAGAAGAAAUGCGUGAGAGAAUAAGUAGUCUUAAAGAGAAGCUAAAUGUCUCACUUGAUGAAGGUGGCUCUUCUAAUAAGUCUUUAAAGAACUUAGUUGAUUAUAUUUCUUCAUUAUGAAUUUGUUGAAUAUGCUUUUCAAAUUUAACAAAAUGGUAAUUCAUUAGUAAGGGUUAAUGAACUCUCCGAUCUAGUUUGAUCCAGUUUCUUUUUGUAAUUGUCUGAAAAUCGUAUAAUGUUUAAAGUUAUCUGGAUAACUAGUAUUACAUUUUCUGUUUGUAUUUGAAACUUAUUAGUUGUAUGUUACAUUCGCAUAUUUUAAAAUCUUA